UUGUGAUAGCUGAAAAAAUCCCUUAAAGUAUUUGAGACCCUUACUAGAAAGAAUAAUUUUGAUAUGAAAAUGGAACAACGCCGUGAAGGUAGCACUCAGAAACUACUCAUUCAAGAUUUGUCAUAAGUUAUUCUCAUUUUGAUAUAUUAAGUCCCUCUCAAUUAGUUGAGAACAAAGAGUACUGGAAAUGCAUUUUUACUUGAAAUUUGUGUUCAGUUGAAGUUGUAUAGUUGAGAACUUAGCUCUUAAAAUGCGAAAGGGGAAUAUGAUCGAGACGACAGAAAAACCAUGGGAGAUAGAGCGAUACAAAUUGGUGAUAUUAGGGGACGCAACAGUUGGUAAAUCAUCGAUCGUGGCAAGCUAUACAAUGGGAAAAGAUCUGAGUUAUGUGGAAAGUACACUGGUUGCUUCAUUUACGAGCAUAUAUCUGGACAAGUCUGUUAGGUUCGAUACUUGGGAGGUAGCUGGCCAGGAGCGUUGGCGCGAUUUGGCGCCCAUCUACUACAGAGGUGCUCAGGCUGCUCUCAUAGUCUACGAUGUUCAGAAUCCAGAGAGUUUAAACAUUGCUAAAGGAUGGAUCGAGGAAUUGCGUAAAAAGUUACGCAAAGAUUUGGUCAUUGCUAUAGCUGCCAACAAGGUGGAUUUGUGGAUCGAUGGCUGUAUCGAUUCCCAAGAUGUUCAAAACUAUGCCCUACAAAAUGGUUUCAUAUUCAUGGAGACGUCGGUCAAAACGGGAGAAAAUAUAAGUGCUUUAUUUUCAGCAAUCGGCGAAGAACUGGAAUUAAGACAGAGUAAUAAUCCUCAUAUAAAUUCGAACGAUAAGUGCAUAAUUCAUUAAAAUAUCUAAAUAUACAAGCUACACUGUUAAGCUGAAUAAACAAUUUUUUUAAUAAAAUAAUCAAUUUAUAAUAAUACAAUCAAA
This is a messenger RNA of Drosophila innubila, 922 nucleotides long. RefSeq names its product ras-related protein Rab-5A-like. Gene Ontology annotation, cellular component: endomembrane system; endocytic vesicle; endosome. The transcript is spliced from 4 exons. The record is from RefSeq and is a predicted model, not a curated record. Gene Ontology annotation, biological process: intracellular protein transport. Bases 251 to 838 code for a protein of 195 amino acids. Gene Ontology annotation, molecular function: GTPase activity; GTP binding. Lineage: Eukaryota; Metazoa; Arthropoda; Insecta; Diptera; Drosophilidae.